Molecule: messenger RNA, 2084 nt
Organism: Clarias gariepinus (North African catfish)
Lineage: Eukaryota; Metazoa; Chordata; Actinopteri; Siluriformes; Clariidae
Gene: hars
Product: histidyl-tRNA synthetase
Exons: 14
Coding region: 350-1927 (525 amino acids)
Biological process (GO): histidyl-tRNA aminoacylation; mitochondrial translation
Cellular component (GO): mitochondrion; cytoplasm
Molecular function (GO): ATP binding; histidine-tRNA ligase activity; identical protein binding
Source: RefSeq, a predicted model, not a curated record
CAGGCGUAGAGACCAGAAGGGACUUGAACCGGUGUUACUGCAGAAGCACCAUGGCCGACAAAGCGCAGAUACAGGAAGCGAUUAAAGUACAAGGAGAGGUGGUCCGCAAACUUAAAGCAGAAAAAGCCACCAAGGAACAGUGCUAGGGUCGCUCACCACUUUUCUCCUGUUCUUCCUGCUUGCUGCUGCGGUUCCUCCCUAUUUCUUCUAUACUCCAUCAUCAUCAUCAUCAUCACCGCUGUCUCGCCCACCUGAACACUGGACUGGUUUCAAACUGUGUUUUAUCGCCCGGACGAUGUCCUGCUCGUGAACUCUGGUGAACCUUGUGUGUGUGUGCGCUUCUGGAAAAAUGGCCACUCUCGGCUUGGUGUGUGCGCGUCUCUGUGCUGGACUGACGGGACGCCGGGCUUCACCUUGGCUCCGCCCACUGCGCUGCCUUUCUGGGAUGACGGUAUCUCAGAUCGAUGAAGAAGUUGCCAAACUGUUAGAGCUAAAGGCUCGUAUUGGAGGAGACGAUGGAAAACAAACGUUUGUUCUCAAGACACCGAAGGGGACCAGGGACUACAACCCCAAACAGAUGGCCAUCAGAGAGAAGGUCUUCAACAUUAUCAUCAGCUGCUUUAAACGCCAUGGUGCUGAAACCAUCGACACUCCUGUCUUCGAGCUUAAGGAAACGUUGACGGGGAAAUAUGGCGAAGACUCCAAACUCAUCUACGAUCUGAAGGACCAAGGAGGAGAGCUGCUGUCUCUCAGAUACGACCUAACUGUUCCUUUUGCUCGCUACUUGGCCAUGAACAAGAUCACUAACAUCAAACGCUAUCACAUCGCCAAGGUGUACCGCAGAGACAACCCCGCCAUGACCCGGGGCCGCUACCGAGAGUUCUACCAGUGUGAUUUUGACAUUGCUGGUCAGUAUGACGCCAUGAUCCCAGAUGCAGAGUGUUUAAAAAUCGUUUAUGAGAUCCUAAGUGAGCUGGACCUGGGCGACUUCCACAUCAAGGUGAACGACCGACGCAUCCUGGACGGGAUGUUCGCCGUGUGCGGCGUUCCAGACGAGAAAUUCCGCACCAUCUGCUCGACUGUUGACAAACUGGACAAGUUGCCAUGGGAAGAUGUGAAGAACGAAAUGGUGAAUGAAAAAGGCCUGCCUGAAGAAGUGGCUAAUCAGAUCGGGGAGUACGUCAGCAUGCAGGGUGGACUUGACCUGGCAGAGAGGCUUCUUCAGGACACCAGGCUUUCCCAGAACAAGCAGGCGUGUGCCGGCCUCAACGACAUGAAACAGUUGUUCAGUUACCUGCAGCUUUUUCAAGUUACAGAUAAGGUGGUGUUUGAUUUGAGCCUGGCACGUGGUUUGGACUACUACACUGGCGUGAUCUACGAGGCUGUCCUGUCUCAGACCAUCCAGCCCGCGAUGCCAGCUGCCGCAGAGCAGAACGGGGCUGCGUCAGGGGACGAGGCAGGGGUGAGCGUGGGCAGCGUGGCAGGCGGAGGCCGUUAUGACGGACUGGUGGGCAUGUUCGACCCCAAGGGGAGAAAAGUACCCUGUGUCGGCGUCAGCAUCGGCAUCGAGAGGAUCUUCUCUAUAAUGGAGCAGAAAGCAGAGAUGUCUGCGGAAAAAAUUCGUACUACAGAAACCCAAGUCCUGGUGGCCUCAGCACAGAAGAACCUCCUGGAAGAGAGACUCAGACUGACAGCUGAGCUCUGGAAUGCAGGAGUAAAGGCUGAGGUGCUGUACAAGAAGAACCCCAAGCUCCUGACUCAGCUGCAGCACUGUGAGGAGACCGGCAUCCCCCUGGUCGCCAUUCUGGGUGAACAGGAGCUCAAAGAUGGAGUCGUCAAACUGCGCAACGUGGCCAACCGAGAGGAGGUGGAUGUGUCCAGGGCUGACCUAGUGGAAGAAAUCAAGAAAAGGACACCGCAGUCCUGAACACUGACCACAGAGACACACUUAUAUCCCAUACCAAUGCACCCUCAGUCCCCUCGCAACUUUUCACUGAGUUACUCUAGCCUUUCUGUCCUCCAUGUUUCCUGCCUGUAAUAAAUACAUCUGAGUCAAAUGAAAAAUAAAUGUGCUAUUAUAUUAA